Molecule: messenger RNA, 528 nt
Organism: Metarhizium album ARSEF 1941
Lineage: Eukaryota; Fungi; Ascomycota; Sordariomycetes; Hypocreales; Clavicipitaceae
Exons: 1
Coding region: 1-528 (175 amino acids)
Biological process (GO): endosome organization
Cellular component (GO): BLOC-1 complex
Source: RefSeq, a predicted model, not a curated record
AUGACGACCAAUGCUGUGCCGGACACACAACUAGGGCUUUCGGCGGAGGAGAUACAGCUCUUGCGGCAAGGUCAAGCGGCACUUGGAGGGGGCUCAACCAGCUCUCGCGCCGCCAGCAGAGCCAGCAGCCAAGGUCUACUGCUACUAGACAGCUCCUCUCUUGCUGCUCUGGGAAGGUAUUUUGAUCGCUUGAUGGCAAACAUCGAACAAAACAUACAAUACCUUAGCGAGCAAGCACAAAUGUUCACCCAAGUGCAGUAUGACCGUGCUGGAAACAUCAUUGAUGGUGCUGACGCGGAAAUUGCGAGAUAUCAGCAGAUUCUGGCGCAAGUUGACGAGCUAGAGACAGACUUUGACCGAAUAGCCCAUAUCAAAGAAAUCGUGAAGGGAUAUCGGUCCAGAGUGGAGGCGCUCGAACGAGACUUGGAAGCAAGCGGGACGUCUAGUCGGCACCACAAGCAUUCAUCUCACAAGCAUUCACACACGCACUCGCAUAGGCAAGGCUCGUCUUGCAAGAAGAGGCCCUAA